AUGACCAUCACUUUCUCCUAUCCCCGGGAAUUCGACACUUUAUCCCUCGAUCCUCCACAUUUCCGCUCGUCACUACUUGCGUGGGACGCUGACGGAACGCGUAUUGCGUGCGCCCGCACCGACAAGUCGAUUAAAGUCGCCAAAUUCGACCAUAUCAGACAGAAGUUCGACGACCCGGUCGUGAUUACCGCGGCCCACGAGUCCCCCGUGGCCGUCCUCAUAUGGGAGUGCAGCAGAAAUGCUCGCCUUACCGCUAUUUCGACAGACUGCACCCUCAAAGUGUGGGAAAUUAAAACAAAAGCCCACAAACUGGUAAGAUCGCUCAAACUCGCCAAUACUGCCCCCAAACUCGCCAAAUACUCCCCAGAUGGCAGAUAUCUUGCCAUUGCGGAUAAAGAAGCCAACUUGAUACUGCUGGACUCGUCUACUCUGCAAUUGAGCACUGCUAUCUCCAUAAAGAUGAGCUCCCAAAUCGGCGACAUGGACUGGGACGCAGACUCUGAAACCCUCAUUUGCGGACUCACAGAUGGCUCCCUGCAACUAUAUAGGGUCCAGAAUAACAACAAUCUCCACGCAAUCGAACUUAUCCAGUCGCUGCAUCUUUCAGACUCCCCAAUUGUCUCCAUAAAAUACAUAGCAGACCGCAACCAGAUCCUGGCAGCAGGCCUGGACGGCCAGCUGCUCGUGGUGGACGUGCAGCUGCUCAUCUGCACAAAAAGCCUCUACAAUCUUGACGACGCUCCCGUCUGCAUCGACAUCCUUGCACCAGCAGUGGCGAUAAGCUACCAAAAUAACAACGUUCGUAUAUUCGAUAUGGACGGCGGGGAGGAGGUGCACGAGGUGAAGAACAGCAAAGGCGACAACGCGCUCGCCAAGUUCCACCCGCAAUUCCGCGAAAUUCUGGCCUACAUUGACGGUUCCGGCAAAGCUACCGUGAUGGUGGCCAAGAAGAGAACGGGGCCUGCCCGUGCCCUGCCGCGGCCUGUGUCCUCAAGAGGUAGGGGGUCUGGUCUAUCAGCGUCGUCGGGCCCCUCCCGAACGAUCCGCUCCGACAGGUUCGAGCGGCCCAACGCCAAGCGUCCGAAGUAUUAA
This is a messenger RNA of Ogataea parapolymorpha DL-1, 1092 nucleotides long. RefSeq lists its product as uncharacterized. Gene Ontology annotation, biological process: mRNA export from nucleus. Gene Ontology annotation, molecular function: protein binding. Gene Ontology annotation, cellular component: THO complex part of transcription export complex. The record is from RefSeq and is a predicted model, not a curated record. Bases 1 to 1092 code for a protein of 363 amino acids. The transcript has a single exon. Lineage: Eukaryota; Fungi; Ascomycota; Pichiomycetes; Pichiales; Pichiaceae.